Messenger RNA from Cornus florida, 2678 nucleotides. RefSeq names its product NADPH--cytochrome P450 reductase 1-like. The record is from RefSeq and is a predicted model, not a curated record. NCBI's taxonomy places the organism in Eukaryota, Viridiplantae, Streptophyta, Magnoliopsida, Cornales, Cornaceae. Gene Ontology annotation, molecular function: flavin adenine dinucleotide binding; NADPH-hemoprotein reductase activity; FMN binding. Bases 245 to 2374 code for a protein of 709 amino acids. Gene Ontology annotation, cellular component: cytosol. The transcript is spliced from 18 exons.
UCUCCUCUCAAGGCAAGGCAAGGCAAGGCGAGGCAAGUGAGAGUCUCUCCAACCACACCAACAAAUCAUACCAAGAAACCAGACGAACACAAAGAGUCUGAAACGGAGAGACUCUCUUCCUCUUUCUCUCACUACAAUUGUGAAUCCAUUCUCUCUCUAUAAAGAGCCAACUAACCGAUCAAUUUUCUCGCCGGCCGGCCAAAGGUCUUUGGUUUCAUUGAUCCAGAACAACAACAACAACAACAUGCAAUCGAACUCGGUCAAGGUGUCGCCGUUCGAUUUGAUGACCGCUAUUCUGAAGGGAAAGGGAAUGGACCAGGCCAACGUGUCGUCAGAUUCCGGCGAGUGGCCGGCGCUUGCGAUGUUGAUCGAGAACCGAGAGCUGAUGGUGAUACUGACGACGUCCGUGGCGGUGUUGAUCGGGUGCUUCGUGGUGUUGGUUUGGCGUAGAUCUUCCGGUCAGAAGUCGGUGAAAGCAGUCGAAGCUCCGAAGCAGUUGUCGGUGAAGACCGAGCCGGAGCCGGAAGUAGAUGACGGUAAGAAGAAGGUCACGAUCUUCUUCGGCACACAGACAGGCACGGCCGAAGGUUUUGCGAAGGCACUAGCUGAGGAGGCAAAAGCUAGAUACGAAAAGGCGACGUUUAAAGUGAUUGAUAUGGAUGAUUACGCUGCUGAUGAUGAUGAAUAUGAGGAGAAGUUGAAGAAAGAAACUAUAGCAUUUUUCUUUCUGGCUACAUAUGGAGAUGGUGAGCCAACUGACAAUGCAGCAAGAUUUUAUAAAUGGUUUAUGGAGGGAAAAGAGAGAGGACAGUGGCUUCAGAAACUUCAUUUUGGAGUGUUUGGCCUCGGCAACAGGCAGUAUGAGCAUUUCAACAAGAUUGCAGUUGUGGUGGAUGAGAUCCUUGACGAGCAGGGUGGGAAGCGCCUUGUUCCAGUUGGUCUUGGAGAUGAUGAUCAAUGCAUUGAAGAUGACUUCACUGCAUGGAGAGAAUUAGUGUGGCCCGAGUUGGAUCAGUUGCUCCGGGGGGAUGAUGAUACAACUGUUGCUACUCCAUACACUGCUGCUGUAUUGGAAUAUCGGGUUGUUUACCAUGAUCACACAGAGACAUCAGUUUUGGACAGUAGCUGGAGUAAAUCAAAUGGGCACGCUGUUUUUGAUGCUCAACAUCCAUGCAGAUCUAAUGUUGCUGUGAAAAAGGAGCUCCACUCUCCUGCGUCUGAUCGUUCUUGCACUCAUCUGGAAUUCGACAUUUCUGGCACUGGGCUUGACUAUGAAACUGGUGACCAUGUUGGCGUCUACUGUGAGAAUCUGAUGGAAACUGUAGAGGAGGCUGAAAAGUUAUUUGAUUUGUCGCCAGAUACUUAUUUCUCCAUUCACACUGAUAACGAGGAUGGGACACCGCUUAGUGGAAGCUCCUUGCAACCUCCUUUCCCACCCUGCAAUUUAAGAACAGCGCUGACUCAAUAUGCGGAUCUUUUGAGUUCUCCCAAAAAGUCAGCUUUACUUGCUCUAGCAGCUCAUUCUUCUGAUCCCAGUGAAGCAGAUCGAUUGAGACAUCUUGCAUCUCCUGCUGGAAAGGAUGAAUAUGCACAAUGGGUUGUUGCAAGUCAGAGAAGCCUUCUUGAGGUCAUGGCAGCAUUCCCAUCAGCGAAGCCCCCCAUAGGAGUUUUCUUUGCGUCUGUUGCCCCACGCUUGCAGCCCAGAUACUAUUCAAUUUCUUCCUCCCCAAAGAUGGCACCAUCUAGAAUUCAUGUUACUUGUGCAUUAGUUUAUGAAAAAACACCAACGGGACGAAUUCAUAAAGGGGUGUGUUCAACUUGGAUGAAGAGUGCUGUGCCAUUAGAGGAAAGCCGUGAUUGCAGCUGGGCACCCAUUUUUGUCAGGCAAUCUAACUUCAAACUUCCUGCUGAUACUAAGGUGCCUAUUAUCAUGAUUGGCCCUGGUACCGGAUUGGCUCCUUUUAGGGGUUUCCUGCAGGAAAGAUUAGCUCUGAAAGAAGCAGGAGCAGAACUGGGUACUGCUGUAUUAUUCUUUGGAUGCAGGAACCGUAAUAUGGAUUUUAUCUAUGAGGAUGAGCUUAACCACUUCGUUCAAACUGGUGCACUUUCUGAGCUGAUUAUUGCUUUCUCACGUGAGGGGCCCACGAAGGAAUAUGUGCAACACAAAAUGACGGAGAAAGCUUCGGAUAUAUGGAACAUGAUAUCUCAAGGAGCAUACCUAUACGUUUGUGGUGAUGCCAAAGGCAUGGCCAGGGAUGUCCACCGAACUCUCCACACCAUUGCGCAGGAACAGGGAUCUCUCGACAGCUCAAAAGCAGAGAGCAUGGUGAAGAAUCUGCAAAUGACCAAUAGGUACUUGCGGGACGUGUGGUGAUCAUUCUUUCAGUUUAGCCCUUGGUAAAUACGAGAAGGAAGAAACUUAUAAUUAUACUUUGCUGAGGCCAACUUUUUGGGAUAAAAAAGUGGGAAGGCAAAGUGGGAAGACGGCCUUCCACUGCUAAUCGUAAGAAGGGAAGUGUGAGUGUUGUCAUUGUAAUUGUUGGUUGUGUACUCGUGUAAUUCUUUUUACUUGUCCUAUUUAAAGGAUUUUUUGGUCAUGUAAUUUUUAUCUACACAAUAUUUAGAAAUAAUAGCGCAAUAAGGUGAAAUUGUUCUAAUGAAUUAUUUUUAUUGAUUUA